This is a messenger RNA of Prosopis cineraria, 1754 nucleotides long. Its product is annotated as ribulose bisphosphate carboxylase/oxygenase activase, chloroplastic. The coding region runs from base 274 to 1545 and encodes 423 amino acids. NCBI's taxonomy places the organism in Eukaryota, Viridiplantae, Streptophyta, Magnoliopsida, Fabales, Fabaceae. The record is from RefSeq and is a predicted model, not a curated record. The transcript has 12 exons. Gene Ontology annotation, molecular function: ATP binding; ATP hydrolysis activity.
GUUGGUACAGUUGGAUAAAAAGCUCUCGAGAGAGAAGCAUUUUUUUCCCCCACAAUUUAAUCGUCAGGAACUAGUCUCAAAAAAAUUGAAACGUACUCUAAAUUUCAGUUAUAUCCUUAACCUAUGUUAUUGGGCAAAUACCUAAAUAGACGAGAUGGUUGAAACAACAAAAUCGCGUGUGAUGUAUGUCAUUUUGUGGCGGGCAACUGUCUAAACCAACUGUGGACAAUCACUGAGAGAGCUAAGCUAAGCAUCAUCAAAAGCAAUCCUUCAAUGGCUUCUUCAAUAUGUUGCUCUGCCUCUCAAUUCUCAAAGUUCUCACCUUCAUCGCUUCUCAAGGCCUCAUACCCUGCUUUCCCCAAUUUCUCUUCAUCCCCAUUUUCUGUCCGUUGCGCUAAUCAGAGUGACGGAGACGAGGUCAAGAAGACAAAGAGGCUCUCUAAUCAGUCUUCGUGGGAAGCUAAAGACGCCGAAGGCAGAGACUAUCUCUACAGGCUGGGCAAAGAAGCUGAUAAUAUGAACAUCGCUGUUGGCCAGAGGGCCGGCGUCAUCGAUGACCUUUUUGCUGGCAAUUUUCUCGGGAAAGAUUCGGACAUUGUGUUUGAUUAUCGUCAGAAAUUGACGAGGUCAUUUGAAUACCUUCAAGGUGAUUAUUACAUCGCUCCCGUCUUCAUGGACAAAGUUGUUUGCCACAUUGUGAAGAACUACCUUGCUCAUCUCCUCAACACUAAAGUUCCCUUGAUCCUAGGUAUUUGGGGAGGAAAAGGGCAGGGGAAAUCAUUUCAAACAGAACUAAUAUUUCAGGCAAUGGGAGUUGAACCUGUGAUAAUGUCUGCUGGAGAAUUAGAGUCAGAGAGAGCUGGAGAGCCAGGAAAAUUGAUUCGUGAGCGCUAUAGGACAGCAUCUCAAGUGGUCCAGAAUCAAGGAAAAACGAGCUGUUUGAUGAUCAAUGAUAUUGAUGCUGGCCUUGGUAGAUUUGGCAAUACUCAAAUGACAGUCAACAAUCAAAUUGUUGUUGGGACUCUUAUGAAUCUAGCAGACAAUCCUACAAGAGUUAGUGUUGGCCAAAAUUGGAGAGAAACAGAUAUCACAAAUAGAGUUCCAAUAAUUGUAACAGGCAAUGAUUUUUCUACGAUUUAUGCUCCACUGAUACGAGAUGGAAGGAUGGAAAAGUUCUACUGGCAACCUAAUCGAGAAGAUAUUGUCAAUAUCGUUCACAGAAUGUAUGAAAAAGAUGGUAUUUCUAAGGAUGAAGUUUUGAGAGUUGUGGACACUUUUCCUAAUCAAGCUCUGGACUUUUAUGGAGCUCUUAGGUCUCGCACGUAUGACAGAUCAAUUUUGAAGUGGGUUGAUGACAUUGGAGGUGUUGAAAAUUUUGGAAAGAAGCUUCUCAGUAGGAGAAAGGACAACAACCUUCCUGCAUUUACUCCUCCAGAGCAAACAGUGGAGGCUUUGCUGGAGUCAGGUUAUUCACUCAUCAAAGAACAAAAGUUGAUAAUGGAAACUAAACUUUCCAAGGAAUACAUGAAAAAUAUAGAUGACUAGAAUUCAUUAUAUGUAGUAUGCUUCAACCAGGCUGCUUCCCUUGUAUCAUAUCCCAUUUUUCAGAUGAAGAAAGUGUGAAAUUUUGUACAAUAACAAUGUAAUUUCUGAAAUUUUAUCUUGAGGUGCAAGCUAAACAGCUUGCUUACAGUUGUUUUAUAGAAAUUAUUAAAGUAAAUAAUUCAAAAUCAUUUGUACAUUCAGAGUUCUAA